CAUCCAUAAGAACCUCAACCCAGUGUGGGACGACAGAGUAAGCCUUCUGGUGGACACCCUGAAAGACCCGCUAUACGUCAAGGUUUUUGACUAUGACUUUGGACUUCAGGAUGAUUUCAUGGGCUCUGCAUAUCUCCACCUGGAGUCACUGGAACAUCAGAGGUCACUGGAUGUGACGUUGGACCUGAAGGACCCACAGUUCCCUGAACACAACCUGGGCAGCCUGGACCUCGGUGUCACUCUGUCACCAAAGGAGGGAGACAUGAAGGAUGCUUAUCAGAGCAUGCGCCUGUCAGAUGUGCACAGAAAGUCCCAGCUGUGGCGAGGGAUAGUCAGCAUCAGUCUGAUCGAAGGCCGCAGCCUCCAGCCAAUGGACGCCAACGGCCUCAGUGACCCUUACAUCAAAUUCAGGAUGGGGCACCAGAAGUACAAGACCAAGACAAUUCCCAAAACGCUGAACCCUCAGUGGAGAGAGCAGUUUGACUUCCACCUGUAUGAGGAGCAGGGAGGCUACGUGGACAUCACGGUCUGGGACAAAGACGCUGGCAAGAAGGAUGACUUCAUGGGAAGGUGUACCGUAGACCUGACACACCUCAGUAAAGAACAGACACACAAGCUGGAGCUGCCGCUGGAGGAAGGUGAAGGUGUUCUGGUGCUGCUGGUUACACUCACUGCCUCCGCCGCCGUUUCCAUCUCAGACCUGUCUGUCAACAUGCUGGACGACCCGAACGAGAGGCAUCAGAUCAUGCAGAGAUAUAGCCUGUGGAGGUCAUUCAACAGCCUGAAAGAUGUCGGUGUGGUGCAGGUAAAGGUCAUCAGGGCUGAGGGACUGAUGGCAGCAGAUGUCACAGGUAAGAGUGACCCUUUCUGUGUGGUGGAGCUGAGUAACGAUCGGCUGCAGACACACACUGUCUACAAAAACCUCAACCCAGAGUGGAACAAAGUCUUCACUUUUAACGUGAAGGACAUCCACUCGGUACUUGAGGUCACUGUUUACGACGAGGACCGAGAUAGAAGUGCCGACUUCCUGGGGAAAGUGGUUAUUCCUUUACUAAAUAUCCAAAAUGGAGAACGCAAAGCCUACGCCUUGAAAAGCAAGGAGCUGACAGGGCCAACAAAAGGGGUCAUCUUUCUCGAAAUAGACGUGAUUUUUAAUGCUGUAAGCUGGACGGCACACUGGGGAAGCCAGGAAUGUUUCUUCCAGAUAUCUGGUCAAGAAAAGAUAGUGAUGGGGAAAUCUGGUCAAAAGAAUGAUCGCAGUUUCUCUCCCUUUAGGUGGAGACGACAGGCAGCAAAGAACAGGAGGUUCUGCAUCGUUUGGAUCAACAGGAUGGUGAAUAAACAGGUGGAGAAGCAAACCGCUGAGAUAAGUGCAGAACUCCUCGACUUGUGGUAUACGCUGACAGAGACGAUGUCUGAUAUUCAGAAUCUGAGAGAGAUGGUGUCUGAGAUUCAAGAGCUUGGAGAGAUGGCGGUAGCAGCAAAUGAGAUAUUCCUAAAUUACACGAGGCAGGAGCAAGAGGAGAGAGUCCUAUUAAGGUGCCACGGAAGAAUCGAGCAAGAAUACAUGGAGGAAAGCAAAGAGGAGGAAAAAGAUGAAGCAAACUCUGUGAAUUUGGAGACUUUAAGUCAGAGCCCUGAUAUAGGAACCAGUGGUAGAGACACCAGUGACGCCGCUAAUGAUUCUGUCCCCAGCUCACCGCCAGCUAUAUUUGAGGAAGAGGAAAACCAAGAGAUGUCAUCAGAUGUUGCCACUGUCGCUGACACCAGCCGGUUAAAGGAAUACUCGAGGAAUCCCUUUGAUCCCGGGUUCACUACCGCGGGACUCGGGUGUGAGGAGGAAAGAGUCAGAGUGGAUGGAACAAAAGAGGACGAUGAGGAGGAUGUGCAGACGGAGAGACAAUGGAAGGAAUGGAUGGACAAACAGGAAAUGAGAGGGCACACUUACAAAGUAAAGCAAGUUGACCAACAGAAUACUGAAAAACCGAGAGAGGCAGCACAUCCACAGAAAGAGGUGAUGCAAAACCCAAAAGAGGUCAAAGCUGUGAAAAAAAUGAAGACCCUUUUCUUUGACCUCAUGAAUCCUGUUAAAUUCCAUAAAUGGGAGAGAUUCGAAGAUGAGGACUGA
This is a messenger RNA of Notothenia coriiceps (black rockcod), 2128 nucleotides long. RefSeq names its product multiple C2 and transmembrane domain-containing protein 2. Gene Ontology annotation, molecular function: calcium ion binding. Gene Ontology annotation, biological process: regulation of neurotransmitter secretion. The coding region runs from base 119 to 2128 and encodes 669 amino acids. NCBI's taxonomy places the organism in Eukaryota, Metazoa, Chordata, Actinopteri, Perciformes, Nototheniidae. The transcript is spliced from 14 exons. The record is from RefSeq and is a predicted model, not a curated record. Gene Ontology annotation, cellular component: synaptic vesicle membrane.